GGGCCCGGCACUGGCGGGACGGGCAUGAGGAGUGGGGGAACGCAAAGCCGCCAGCGCCCCCCGCCCGGGGCCGGUGCGCCGUGGGCAGCGCGGCGGAGCCCGACGCUCCGCCGGUCCUGAGGCGCCGGCUCCCGGAGACAUCGCGCUGGUCCCCGGUGACUUGCCGCCGCCGCCGCUCGGUCCGCCGCCGCCCGUCCCGUCCCGCCGGGGCCGCUUGGGGGGGGACCUGGGCUAUGCGGUGGUGGCUGCGCGCCGCCGUCCUCAGCCUGCUCGCCGGUGCUGAGGGCAGCGGGCAGAGCGAGUCCCGGGCUGUGGUGGGGCGAGUCGGGGAGAGCACGGUGCUGGGCUGCGACCUCCUGGACGCCCACGAGGCCCGUCCCCCACUCUACGUGAUCGAGUGGGUCCGCUUCGGCUUCGUCCUCCCCAUCUUCAUUAAGUUCGGGCUCUAUUCACCACGCGUUGACCCGGAGUACAUCGGUCGGGUGCGGAUCGAGGAAGGUGCCUCGCUGCGCAUCGACCUCCUGCGCGCUGAGGACCAGGGCUGGUACGAGUGCCGCGUGCUCUUCCUCGACCGGCACAGCACUGACGCCGACUUCCAGAACGGCACCUGGAUCCACCUCACCGUCAACGCACCCCCCACCUUCCUGGAGACCCCCCCUGCCUUUGUGGAGGUGCGGGACCGGGACCCCCUGAGCCUCACCUGCACGGCUGUCGGCAACCCCCAGCCUGUUGUCAUCUGGAAGAGGAGUGACCUGGCUGUCCAGAGUGGGGACACAGUGCAGGUGAGGAACGGGACGCUGAGCAUUGCUGUCGUGGAGCGCACCAACGCAGGCACCUACACCUGCCAUGCUUCCAGCAAGGAGGGCACCAUCACCCACACCACCCGCGUGCUCGUGCAGGGGCCACCUGUCAUCGUGGUGCCACCCCAGAAUGUCACUGUCAACAUCUCUCAAGAUGCCUUUCUGGCGUGCCAGGCUGAGGCGUAUCCAGGAAACCUCACCUACACCUGGUUCCAGGGCAGCACCAAUGUCUUCCAUCUCAGCCGCCUCCAGCCUCGGGUCCGUGUCCUGGUGGACGGAAGUCUCCUGCUCCAGCGAACGACCCCAGACGAUGCUGGCAAAUACACCUGCGUCCCCAGCAACGGGCUGUGGAAGCCACCGUCCGCCUCGGCCUUUGUCACGGUGCUGUAUCCAGCGCAGGUGACCACCAUGCGCCCCGAGACCCACCUGCCCAAGGGGAUGCAGGGUGUGAUCCACUGCCCCACCAGGGCCAACCCCCCCCUGCUCUCCGUCAGCUGGACGAGGGAUGGGCGCCCACUGCAGCUGGACAAGCUCCCUGGCUGGUCCAUAAGACCGGACGGCUCCAUUGUCAUUGCGACGGGGAACGAUGACGCGCUGGGAGUGUACACAUGUACCCCCUACAACAGCUACGGCACCGCCGGCGAGUCCCAGCCCACGCGUGUCCUGCUGAAGGACCCCCCUGCCUUCUCAGUGCGCCCCAAGGAGGAAUACUUCCAGGAGGUGGGCCGGGAACUGGUGAUCCCCUGUGCUGCCCGUGGGGAUCCCCCCCCAACUGUCACCUGGCUGAAGGUGGGCAGUGUGGGGCAGAGCGGCGCCCAGGUGGAUGGGAACAGCAGCCUCAUCUUCCGCCCGCUCGUCAAGGAGCAGCACGGGCUCUGGGAGUGCACAGCCACCAACCAGGUGGCCAGUGUCAGUGCCACCACCUCUGUCCAUGUGCUGGGUACCAGUCCUCAUGCUGUCACCAACGUCUCUGUGCUCCCGCUCCUGCUGGCAGCCAACAUCUCCUGGGAGCCGGGCUUUGAUGGGGGUUAUUUCCAGAGGUUCAGCGUCUGGUACACACCUCUGGUGAAGCAUCCGCCCCGAGCCCAUCAUGACUGGGUGUCGCUCUCGGUGCCGGUGGGGGCUCAGCAUCUCUUGGUGGAGAAUCUACAGCCAGACAUGAGCUACCAGUUCAGCGUCCUGGCCCAGAACAAGCUGGGCAGCGGCCCCUUCAGCCAGAUCGUCACCUCCGUGCCCAGGGGCUUCCCAGUGACCACAGUGCCUCCAGAGCCGCCGGCCGUGACCGUGCACGUCUUCCUGUCCCCGCCACAGGCUCUGACUGCCAACGAGACUGUGCGAGGGGUCCUGCUGCAGUGGGAGCCCCCCUCUCAGUUCUCGGUGGCGCUGAGCGGUUACGCACUGGAGCUGCGGCAGGACAAGGGGGGUUGGGAGGUGCUGGACCGCUCCAUCCCCAGCACCAAGACCCAGGUCCUGGUGCCUGGACUCAUCAAGGACGCCUUCUACGAGUUCCGACUGGUGGCCUUUGCUGGCAGCUACAUCAGUGACCCCAGCAACACGGUGAACGUCUCUACAGCAGGCAUGGAGGUGUAUCCGUCCCGCACCCAGCUGCCGGAGCUCCUGCCGCAGCCGGUGCUGGCGGGGGUCAUCGGGGGGAUCUGCUUCCUCAGCGUGGCUGUCAUCUUCAGCACUAUGGCCGCCUGCAUCAUGAACCGCCGGCGCGCCGCUCGCAUGCAGAAGCGGAGACAAGAUCCACCACUCGUCUUCUCCCCCAGCAAGAAGCUUCCACCUCCACAAAAUUCUCAUGGCUCUGGUAGCCCAGACAGCACCGUGAAGCUGAAGCUGCAGCCAUCUCCCUACCGCAGCCUGCGCCGGACGCUGCUGUGGGGCGAGAAGGCUGGCACCAGCCUAGGUCUCAGCAUCGCCGGCUCCCGGUACGCUGUGUACGAGAGCCACGUUGGGGAGCAUGUGCCCCUGGAACGGAUCUGCCGCGGCCCCGAUGGACGCUUCGUGGUGGAGACCGAUGCGCGGCCACAGGAGAGCAGCUUUGGGGCACUGCCCUACGCCGAGCCGGAGCGGGACCCCCAGCACGGCCCCCCAGCGCCACAGCCCCAGCCCUAUCUCCAGCUGCCCAAAGAGGAGGAGGAGGAGGAGCCCAUCUGGCGCAAGGGGGUCUCACUGCGCCCCCGGCCCGCAGGCCAGUCCCGACGGGGAGCUCGGGCCGCCGGCUACCGCCAGGGCCGCUACUUCGGCUACGGCAGCAGCAGCCCCGUGGACGAGGCGGCGGCGACUCUGUGCAUCGUCAACAUCAGCCCGGUGGCCUCUGCCACCACCCUGCCUUACAGCACCAUGGAGGAGCUGCGCCACAGCCCUGGCGGCCCUGGGCCCUGCCCCAGCACUGCCAGCGCCCUGUGGGACUCGCUGUCCCUCCAGGGCUCCCCCCGGGCCUCCCUUGGACCCCCAGUGUCUCUCAGCCCCAGCCUGGGGUGCAGUCAGCCACAGGCCACCUCCCCAGUCCAGAGCAGCAUCCUCCAGUACCUGAGCCUGCCCUUCUUCAAGGAGAUGUGUGUUGAUGGUGACUGGCCACCCCCAGAGGAGCCGGCAGAGCCCAGCCAUGCCAGUGGCCAGCCAGAGCCCACCAAUAGCCCCCCACUCACCCAGCCAGGGGCUGGGGGCUCCCCGCAGCACACGGGACGGACGCUGUGCCCAGACUGCAUUGACACAAGUGCCAACACCACCUCCCCCCCAGCCGCUGCUUUCCUCAAGCCCCCGAGGCUGCCAGUGGGUCCUGCCAAGGCCUCGCUGCCUGGCACCCCCUCCUGGCACAGCUCCCCCGGCCCUGGGGCUGGCCUGCAGCCCCCCACCCUCCUGGCUCACCCCCUCCCUGUCGGCAGCAGCAGGACUGAGGCUGUGCCCUCCACUGGCACCGUGGAGCCCCGAUGGGCACCGGGCCGCUCACCGGACCCUGUGCCCCUGGAGAAGCUGCCACGGGGCAGUUUGACCAGCCAGAGCAGUGGCCGGGGCAGCGGCUCCUUCCUGCGACCCCCCUCGCUGGCACCCUCCCUGGGGGGCACCCGCCUCGGGGACGGGGGCAGCUGGCACAGCGGGGGCUCGGCGGCGGAGGAGGGCAGGGCCAGGAUGGAUCCGGCGCUCGGCGGCACCGGGAAGAGGAGGGACACCUCCGUGGAUGAGAACUACGAGUGGGACGCGGAGUUUGCCCUGGAGUCCGACAUCCUGGAGGCCCUGCAGCUCUACCGCUGUGGGGACCCGCCACGGCCCGUCUCCACCAUCGCCCUGCGUGACCUGGAGAGGCAGAAGCCCGGCGGCGGCUCCUCCCCGGUGAGCUCGGUGUCGGCGGAGGCGUUGGCGGCAGCGGGCGGCCCCCCGGAACGCAGCACGGCCCUGCGCCAGGAGCUGGCGGCGUCCCGGCGGCGCAGGGAGGGGGCCCGGCAGCGGCUGGGCCCCCGCGGGUGCUGCGCCGAGCGCUUCGAGCUGGCCACGCUGCUCUAGGGAACCCCCCGGGAC
Calidris pugnax (ruff) is the source of this 4322-nucleotide messenger RNA. RefSeq names its product immunoglobulin superfamily member 9 (gene IGSF9). Lineage: Eukaryota; Metazoa; Chordata; Aves; Charadriiformes; Scolopacidae. Gene Ontology annotation, molecular function: protein binding. The coding region runs from base 234 to 4307 and encodes 1357 amino acids. The record is from RefSeq and is a predicted model, not a curated record. Gene Ontology annotation, biological process: cell-cell adhesion. The transcript has 20 exons.